GACAGCUGUCUCGAAGACAGCGGCUUUUUGUCGAUCCCACAACCACAGGAACAAGCGCAGAGCGCAGAGAGAAAGAAGCCGUUGGAGAGCACCCUGUUGUCGACGUUGUUACAGACGAGUAUAACUGUGGAAGACAGAACAGACAAGACCAUAUUCACCGUAGUAUCGUUAUUAGCAAGCUAGCCGGAAAGAAAGAGAGCUCCAACUUGGAUUGAAGAUUCAUAUCUAAUCCCGCCGCCGCAAUGAGCAAUGCAACCGAUUCCACAGAUGACAUUGGCAACGGCAUCUCCAAGUUGAACGUCAACACGAAUGUUUCUGAUCAUACAGCAGUGACAACACCCUUGCAAGACGAGCAUGAAGCCAGUGGAGUUGGUGGUCCUUCAGUGGUGACCCCUACCAAGGAUUCAAAAUCUUUGUCCGCCUCGACGGAUGUUCCUGCAGCUGCUACCCCCUCAGCAUCCGAUAACGGCACCCCUGUUACAGCUGCUGUUGAUAAUGCUAAUGCUACCCCUUCAGCACCCGAUAAUGCUACCCCAGUCAAAACUGGUGAUGCUACCCCUGCACCCAAAGCUGAGGUCAAGAGAAAGACUAGCAGAAAACUCCAAAAUGUUGACUUGGUUUUGGGCGACUGGGUAGCCGAGGGUGGUUUCUGCAGCAUUUACGAAGUCACUUCCAUUCAAGAUAUUGACUCGAAAGAAUGGUUGCUAGAAUCCAUCAAACCCGAUGAUUCUUCCAAGAGGAACAAACGACAUCUCAAAAGUCGCACCUUGUCGGGUUUGACAGGUCCACUGUCUCCUCACAAGAAGAAUCACAAUCGAGGACAGUCCACCAGUGCCUUGGUCGAGGCACCCUUGCCACCCCUCAUGAAGUCCGUCCAACUUUCCGUUACCAGGUCAUUCAACAUUACUAAGAGUGGUGACUCGGCUCCCAUGACCUCCAGUUCCGAACGACUGGACACGGAUAAUUCGUCCCAACUUGACAAUGCCAGCAGUCGCAGUUUUGGAAUGCGAAAAUCCUCUGCUUCCGGUCGUGCCACAAAGCCAUCAGCUAUGGCGGCUGUCUUUCGCCGGUCUACCACGCACGAUGGUAUUAGUCAUCAUGCUGCAUCCACGCCCACGAAUAAUAACGUCAAUCCAUCCUUUCUGAGAGAAUCUCCUUCACGGAGUGAUAACAACAAUAACUCCAACAACCAAGCAGGAGGUCCCUCGUUUGUCCUCAAGUGCCUCAAAAAUCCCGUCUUGCAAAAUCCGCAAGUGCUCGACUUGGGACUCAAGGAUAUGAAAAUUGAAAUUCAAAUGCUGCAACGAUUGAGACAUCCCAAUAUUAUUGGAUUACGAGCUUAUGGGACCAUGGUGCUCGAUUAUGAUACCAACAACAACGGCACACCUACUACCAAACAACCACGCGUCUUGAAACGAGCUCCGACAGCGUAUCCGUUUCUGGUACUGGAUCGACUCGGUUGUACCCUCGACGACAAAUUCAAGUUUUGGGAAUCCAAACAUUUGCAAAAAUCCACACUGGUCGGGAAACUGGUCACGCACCGACAUCAUUCCAAAGCAACGUUUUGUGGACACGAACGAUGGAAGGUGUUGUGUGACAUGACAUCGGCAUUGGCCUAUUUGCACAAGUAUCGCAUCAUUUACCGUGACGUCAAACCAGAAAAUGUCGCCUUUGAUCAAAACACUGGAACUCUCAAAUUACUGGAUUUUGGUCUUGCCAAGGAUUUGAAACACGUACCGCCAACUCCUUCUGGACUGUAUCGGUUGACGGGAUUGACCGGAAGCGCCCGGUAUAUGGCUCCCGAAGUGGCACGAGAAGACGAAUACAAUGAGACUUGCGAUGUCUACGGAUUGGCCAUUGUCAUGUGGCAAGUCAUGGCGCUGGAAACGCCAUACUCAAAAUUCAAUGUCAGCAAAAUGUUCAAAUUCGUCUAUGAUUGCCCUCACGUUCGUCCACCCUUGGACGAAUGGAAACAUCACUCAGAUCAUCAGCAGCACGGUCUUGCCUCGCCUACGCAUCAAUUGACAGAAGACUUGGAAUGGUUCACCAAAAUGCUAUCGCGCAUGUGGAGUCCACUCGUGGAGAAUAGACCCUCCAUGAAAGAGGUCCAUAUGGUUCUCCGGAACAAGCUCGAGCAAUACGAAAAGGCAGCCUCCCUUGCCGAACACCAUUGAAUCAACGAAUGUGGGCAUCAACCUGCUGAAGUACGUGACCGACUGGCAAUCACUACGAGGAAAGAAGUGGAGAUGUCAAAUCGGUGGUUGGGUUUGUGGCGAGUGCUCGAUUGGCACGUCCGACUCGACUUGUUGAACCAUGCCGCUCGUGUGGACGCCUCCUCGAUGUGCUGGCUGCAUUGAACGUCACAUCGUUUGGCAGUGUUUCAAUUACUUAUAAAUAGAAUGUUUCAUUGGUUUCUG
Messenger RNA from Seminavis robusta, 2417 nucleotides. The record is from the annotation of a GenBank genome assembly. NCBI's taxonomy places the organism in Eukaryota, Bacillariophyta, Bacillariophyceae, Naviculales, Naviculaceae.